CGGGGCUCGCAGGGAGCCGCAGCGGCCGCGCCAGGCGCUACGCACCGCCAUGGACGGCCAGCGCACAAUCAGCCACUGCCUCCGCCGGUACACCUGGUAGGCGGCCGCAGCCCGCUCCUCCUCCUCUGCGUCGCCUGUCCGGCCUUGCCGCUGUCGGGCCGGGGCCAGGAUGACGGUGGUCCAGGACUGCGUGGGUGGCACGCGCCUCAACGGGCUGCUGCAGCGCUGCCGGGAGUCGCGCAAGCUGGUGCUCGUCAUCGUCGCCAUAGCUCUCCUGCUCGACAACAUGCUGCUCACCACCGUCGUGCCCAUCAUCCCGGAGUUCCUGUACGACAUCCGCCACCCCAACGAGAGCCACGGCGCCGUGGACAGUCCGGAGCCGCCCCCGCCGCCCCCACCAACCACCGCCGCCCCCACCACCGCCGCCCCCACCGACUCCACUGAAGACCAGGCCCGGCUCGAGUUCCUCACCGACCACACGACCGUCUCCCCGGAAGCAGACAACGUGACGACGACCCUCUCACCCGAAGAGCAGCGUCGCAGGCAGCGGCACAAGGACCUCAUCGAGGAGACGGUGGCAGUCGGCAUGAUGUUCGCAUCCAAGGCCUUCGUCCAACUGCUCGCCAACCCCAUCGUCGGACCGCUCACUCACAAGAUUGGAUACAGCAUUCCCAUGUUCACUGGUUUCAUCAUAAUGUUUAUUUCGACCUUGAUCUUCGCUUUCGGCCGGAGCUACGGAGUCCUCUUCCUGGCUCGCGCUCUGCAAGGCAUCGGCUCUUCCUGCUCCAGUGUUUCUGGGAUGGGGAUGCUGGCGGAGCGCUACCCGGACGACAAGGAGCGCGGCAACGCGAUGGGCAUCGCGCUGGGCGGGCUGGCGCUCGGCGUGCUCAUUGGUCCGCCCUUCGGCGGCGUCAUGUACGAGUUCGUCGGCAAGUCGGCGCCCUUCCUCGUGCUGUCGGCGCUCGCCCUCGGAGACGGCCUGCUGCAGUUGCUGAUGCUUCAACCGGGUGUGGUGCGCCAGGACUCCGACCCUCCAUCCCUCAAGGCACUCGUCAUGGACCCGUACAUCAUCAUUGCUGCAGGAGCCAUCACGUUCGCCAACAUGGGUAUCGCAAUGCUGGAGCCGUCGCUGCCGAUCUGGAUGAUGGACACGAUGGGGGCCGGCCGCUGGAAGCAGGGUGUCACCUUCCUGCCAGCGUCUAUCUCCUACUUGGUGGGCACCAACCUCUUUGGACCGCUCGGACACCGCAUGGGACGAUGGCUAGCCUCGAUGCUUGGACUGAUUAUAAUUGGAAUCUGCUUAAUGUGUAUCCCUCUGGCGCGCAACAUCAACCACCUGAUCGUGCCGAACGCGGGGCUGGGAUUCGCCAUCGGCAUGGUGGACAGCUCCAUGAUGCCAGAGCUGGGCUACCUCGUGGACAUCCGCCACACCGCCGUCUACGGCAGCGUCUACGCCAUCGGGGACGUUGCCUUCUGUCUUGGAUUCGCUAUUGGCCCUGCACUCAGUGGAUCGCUGGUGAAGAGCAUCGGCUUCGAGUGGAUGCUGUUCGGCAUCGCCAUCUUGAACUUCAUGUACGCGCCGCUCAUGUACCUGCUGAAGAGCCCACCCACCAAGGAGGAGAAGCGGUCGCUGAUCCUGGGCGAGAAGUCGUCGGUGCGCUACGUGACGUACCAGAACGAGGAGGACGAGGAGUAAGAGGGGCAGACUUCCGCCAGCUCGCGGGGCUGCCAGGAAGGGGCCGAGAGCUGCUCCCGCCGCCAGAUAUCGCCGCUCACACCCUGACUGGACUACAAGACGACGCGACUCCGGCACUACCUCCAGCCAGCCAGAGGACGGACU
Schistocerca nitens (vagrant locust) is the source of this 1840-nucleotide messenger RNA. It is a transcript of the gene Vmat, whose product is annotated as synaptic vesicular amine transporter. The record is from RefSeq and is a predicted model, not a curated record. The transcript is spliced from 13 exons. NCBI's taxonomy places the organism in Eukaryota, Metazoa, Arthropoda, Insecta, Orthoptera, Acrididae. Gene Ontology annotation, molecular function: serotonin:sodium:chloride symporter activity. Gene Ontology annotation, cellular component: terminal bouton; synaptic vesicle membrane. Bases 170 to 1696 code for a protein of 508 amino acids. Gene Ontology annotation, biological process: transmembrane transport; aminergic neurotransmitter loading into synaptic vesicle.